Molecule: messenger RNA, 1383 nt
Organism: Cladophialophora yegresii CBS 114405
Lineage: Eukaryota; Fungi; Ascomycota; Eurotiomycetes; Chaetothyriales; Herpotrichiellaceae
Product: AGC/PKA protein kinase
Exons: 2
Coding region: 1-1383 (460 amino acids)
Biological process (GO): peptidyl-serine phosphorylation
Cellular component (GO): cAMP-dependent protein kinase complex; nucleus
Molecular function (GO): ATP binding; cAMP-dependent protein kinase activity
Source: RefSeq, a predicted model, not a curated record
AUGAGCACAGCGACGCUUCAGACGCCGCAGCAACAGCAGCCGCCGCGCGCGGCUUCCGUUCAAGGUCAUAGGCAGUUCCUGCGCACCAGCAAUCCUCACAACACACGAAGCGCGUCUCAUCCCCAUCCCAGCCGCCAGCACGAAAAAGACCAGAUCCAGAAACAUGCUGAUCCGGCCCGAUCUAAGGAGGUCAUGCCUCCAGAGGAGGUCUCCAGGCUGCCAGAAGAGAAGGGCCUGGGCAAGUCGUCGGCUUCCUUGAAGCUCUCAGACUUCGAGCUGAUGAGGACGCUUGGGACUGGCACGUUUGCACGAGUCUGGCUAUGUCGCUUUGCCAAUGCUCAACCGGACGAGAGGAACAGAGUUUUCGCGCUCAAGGUACUCAAAAAAGUUGACGUGAUCAAACUCAAACAAGUCGAGCAUGUCCGGAACGAGAAAGACGUCCUUGCCGCCGUGGCCGGCCACCCAUUCAUCACGACCCUAGUCAGUACCUUCUCUGACGAUACCUCGUUGUAUAUGUUGCUGGACUACACGCCUGGCGGAGAGAUCUUUUCGUACCUCAGGCGCGCCCGCCGCUUUCCUUUCUCGACGGUCCAGUUCUACGCCGCCGAAAUCACCCUGAUUUUGGCUUACCUCCACGAGGUUCAGUUCGUGGCAUACCGCGAUCUGAAACCGGAAAACAUCCUGCUCGACGUAGAUGGACACCUGAAACUGGUUGAUUUCGGUUUCGCCAAAUACCUUCCGCCCGCGUCCGAAUCAUCCUCUGAGAACGGUAACGGUCAGAGCACCACUCUCCAAAAACUAGGUACCGAACACCCCGAACCGCAAGCCAACGGCGCCGGCGUCACCUACACCCUCUGCGGUACCCCGGAAUACCUCGCCCCAGAGGUGAUACGCAACACCGGCCACGGCACCGCGGUCGACUGGUGGGCGCUGGGAAUCCUGGUCUAUGAAAUGCUCAUCGGCCAACCCCCUUUCUGGGACCAAAACCCCAUGCGCAUCUACGAGCAGAUUGUGGCAGGCCACAUCCGCUUCCCGACCUCGCAUCCAUCGCAGCAGGGCCACCGCCAUAGUCUCCAUGUGCCUCGUGCGGCGAGAGAUUUCAUCCUCGCGCUGUGCAAGACUGAUCCGACACAGCGGCUGGGCCACAUUGCUGGGGGUAGCAAGCGGGUGAUGUCCCAUUACUUCUUUGAUGGCGUCGACUGGGAUGAAAUUUACUAUCGCAAACGCAGAGGUCCCAUCAUCCCUAGAGUGGAGUGGGAAGGCGAUGCCGGCAAUUUCGACGAGUAUCCGGAUCCCGUGGAGGGAGAGGAGAGUGAGGGCGGCCGCGGACGGUAUACGGACGAGUUACGAGCCGAGUGGGAGGAGGCUUUCAAGGACUUUUAA